AUGGUUAAACAAAUUCUUUUAUUAGGAUCCGGUUUCGUUGCUAAACCAACCGUGGACAUUUUGUCUAAAACUCCAGAUUUCAAGGUUACAGUUGCUUGCCGUACCUUAUCGAAGGCUAAGGAAUUGGCUGGUGAUGUUGCCGAUGCUAUUUCAUUAGAUGUUACUGAUGAAAAGAGCCUUGAUGCUGAAGUUGCAAAGGUUGACUUAGUUAUUUCUUUAAUUCCAUACACUUUCCAUGUCAACGUUGUCAAGUCAGCAAUUAAGAACAAGAAGCACGUUGUUACUACUUCUUACAUCAACCCUCAAUUAAGAGAAUUAGAACAACAAAUUAAAGAUGCUGGUAUUACAGUUAUGAAUGAAAUUGGUUUAGACCCAGGUAUCGAUCACUUAUAUGCCGUCAAGACUAUUGAAGAAGUUCACCAAAAGAACGGUAAGAUUAAGUCUUUCUUAAGUUACUGUGGUGGUUUACCAUCCCCAGAAAAUUCUGAUAAUCCUUUAGGUUAUAAAUUUUCCUGGUCUUCUAGAGGUGUUUUAUUAGCCUUAAGAAACUUUGCUAAAUACUGGAAAGAUGGUAAGGUUGUCGACGUUAAGUCUGAAGAUUUAAUGGCUACUGCUAAACCAUACUUCAUCUACCCGGGAUUUGCUUUCGUUUGUUACCCAAACAGAGAUUCCACCACUUACAAGGAAUUAUAUAGCAUUCCUGAAGCUGAAACUGUCAUCAGAGGAACCUUGAGAUUCCAAGGUUUCCCUGAGUUUGUUAAGGUUUUAGUCGACCUUGGAUUCUUAAAGGAGGAUGAAUCCCCUAUCUUCAGUAAGCCAACUGCUUGGAAAGAUGCUUUGGCUGCUCAAAUUGGUGCUAAAUCUUCAGAAGAAAAAGAUUUAGUUUCUAAGAUCUCUGAAGUUGGUACCUUCAAGAGUGAAGAAGACAAAGAACGUAUUUUGUCUGGUUUCAAAUGGUUAGGUUUAUUCUCUGACAAACAAACCACUCCAAGAGGUAACCCAUUAGAUACUUUAUGUGCUACUUUAGAAGAAAAGAUGCAAUAUGAAAAGGGAGAAAGAGAUUUAGUUGUCUUACAACAUAAGUUUGGUAUCGAAUGGGCCAAUGGUGAAACCGAAAUCAGAACUUCCACUCUUGUUGACUACGGUAAUCCAGAUGGUUAUUCCUCGAUGGCUAAAUUAGUCGGUGUCCCAUGUGCAGUUGCCACCCAACAGAUUUUAGAUGGCACUUUGAACAUCAAGGGAUUAUUAGCCCCAAUGUCCUCAGAUAUUAACGACCCAAUUAUGAAAACCUUAAAGGACGACUAUGGUAUUUAUUUAGUUGAAAAGACUGUUGGUUAA
This is a messenger RNA of Debaryomyces hansenii CBS767, 1338 nucleotides long. RefSeq names its product saccharopine dehydrogenase (NADP+, L-glutamate-forming) (gene LYS9). Gene Ontology annotation, molecular function: saccharopine dehydrogenase activity. Gene Ontology annotation, cellular component: cytoplasm. The coding region runs from base 1 to 1338 and encodes 445 amino acids. NCBI's taxonomy places the organism in Eukaryota, Fungi, Ascomycota, Pichiomycetes, Serinales, Debaryomycetaceae. The record is from RefSeq and is a predicted model, not a curated record. The transcript is spliced from 2 exons.